AUGAACAUUUUCAAAUCCCCUCCCGACCAUGACUCAGAAGCAUCAUCGGAAACAAGUUCCCUCACAACAGUUCAGAGUAGUGGCUAUUCCGACGAGGAGGUGAUACUAGCGUCAUCCCGGCCAAAGAAGCGAGCAGGGCGAAGAGUGUUCAAGGAGACCAGGCACCCCGUGUACCGGGGAGUGCGACGGAGGAACAACAACAAGUGGGUCUGCGAGAUGCGAGUUCCCAACAAUAACUCCCGGAUUUGGCUCGGGACUUACCCCACCCCCGAAAUGGCGGCGCGCGCGCAUGAUGUUGCCGCCCUCGCUCUCAGGGGGAAGUCCGCCUGCCUCAAUUUCGCCGACUCCGUGUGGCGUCUCACGGUGCCUGCCACUAGCGACGCGAAGGAGAUACGACGAGCGGCGGUGGAGGCUGCUGAGGCAUUUGCAGGGGAGGAUGUCAACCAACAGCAGACGAACGAAGAAAUUGAAGAGCCUCUGCUGCUGCAGCAACGAGAGGGUGUGUACGGGGAUGAAGUCGAAGAGCUUCAUGAUUUGCUUUUGCGAAUUGCGAAUGAGCCUUUGAUGUCUCCUCCUCCUUGUGCAAGAGAUGGUAGGGAGUGGAAUGACGUGGAGAUGUUCGAUGCUGAGGUUCGAUUUUUCUCUCUCCGUUUGUUUGAAGGUGAAACGCAAAGCUGUAAAAAAAUGAAUCCCAAAGACGCGAAAGCGCAUAGAAAGAAAUUAGCAGUUACUAAUUCCUCACCUCCACUGGAAUUUCUUAAAAGAACGUGGAUAUGA
Molecule: messenger RNA, 777 nt
Organism: Sphenostylis stenocarpa
Lineage: Eukaryota; Viridiplantae; Streptophyta; Magnoliopsida; Fabales; Fabaceae
Source: the annotation of a GenBank genome assembly